AUAGCACCUCCCUCUGUUGUUCGUUACUUAACGUCGUAUUGGAUGAACAAUAUCAAGCCAUGGUCUGCAGUAUACUGGCAGGAGAGAAGUGUUCACGAACUUUCGGACACAAAUAUGCUGCUUGAAGCGUAUCAUCAUGUAUUAAAGGCGAAUCAUCUCGAGGGAAAGCGAAAUCGGAGGAUGGAUUCUCUGAUAUACACACUGAUAGAAAUUACGGUCCCCUACUACAAAUCCAAGCACGCUCGGCGGGACCUUGGACUCGAAGGCGAUGACUUAGAGGAGAAAAAGUGUCAGGACAUUGAGAAA
Molecule: messenger RNA, 306 nt
Organism: Fomitiporia mediterranea MF3/22
Lineage: Eukaryota; Fungi; Basidiomycota; Agaricomycetes; Hymenochaetales; Hymenochaetaceae
Exons: 2
Source: RefSeq, a predicted model, not a curated record